Hippocampus zosterae (dwarf seahorse) is the source of this 1060-nucleotide messenger RNA. RefSeq names its product PAXIP1 associated glutamate-rich protein 1 (gene pagr1). Lineage: Eukaryota; Metazoa; Chordata; Actinopteri; Syngnathiformes; Syngnathidae. The transcript is spliced from 4 exons. The record is from RefSeq and is a predicted model, not a curated record. The coding region runs from base 1 to 837 and encodes 278 amino acids.
AUGCAGGCUGAGGCCCCCGAUGUGUCCUUACAUGAGGGCAUCCAGGCUCUCGAUGUCAAAGAGGCAGAAAAUAAAAAGGAAGUGAGCAAACAGGAGGAAGAAGGUACGGAGCAGCAGGAUGUCGAGAUGACCGCUGCACCGGUGGAGGACACUGCAACGACAGACGGCAAAGGUCAAGAAAGCCAAGACAUAGACCGGCCGGAGGGAGACAAACGCACACCUCAGUCGGUUGUCGCCGUCGAGGACGAAGAGGGGACACGGGCGGCGGACAAGGAUGGCGAAUGGGAGCUCGUGUACAGCGACGAGGAAAUGGAGGACCCCCAGAACUGGAUGCCUCCUCCUGCCGAGAUCAAGAGACUGUAUGAGCUCCUGGCCAAGGGCGAGAUGCUGCAGCUCAAUUUUGAGCCCCUCCCCCGCAGGCCGCCCACGCCCGAGCGCCCCCUGUCACCCGAAAGGGAGGAAGAGGAGGACGAGGCAGAGGAAAGAGAGAGGAAGGAGAGGGAGCGCAAGCCUCCAAGUCCAACUGAGUUUGACUUUAACGAAGAGCAGCAAUUGCAAACCACCCCAAAGAAUGCCUUCAUUAACAGACGUCGAACGCCAGGGUCAUCAUCUCGCUCGUCCGUGAAAAGGGAAGCCAGGCUGGACAAAGUGCUUUCCGACAUGAAGCGCCACCGCAAAAUCGAGGAGCACAUCAUGCGCACGGGGCGAGAUCUCUUCAAGAGCGACAAGAAGCCGGAGGGGGCGCUCUCGCCCAACAGCCAGAAGGAGCGAGACAAAGAACGGGAGCGAGACAGCAACCCAAAUACCAUCUUCUCACCCAGGCAGAGGAGAUACUGAACACUUGCGACGCAAUAACACCCCCCCCCCCAUCCAUCCCCACCUGUACAUUUUCCAAGGCGCUUUUCUUUUUCGUUUUUUUGGGCGCGGGGAAUGAAACAAGCUUUGUAUAUUUUUAUCGUUUUGGAUAGUGGGAAUAAACAUGCUAACACUUGGACUGACAACUUGUAGAUGGGCGUGUUGUGCACGAACAAAUGAACAUUUGCAAAAACUAGACGUUGAU